Naegleria gruberi is the source of this 1824-nucleotide messenger RNA. RefSeq lists its product as uncharacterized. The record is from RefSeq and is a predicted model, not a curated record. The transcript has a single exon. Bases 1 to 1815 code for a protein of 604 amino acids. Gene Ontology annotation, cellular component: cytoplasm. Gene Ontology annotation, biological process: protein refolding; cellular response to unfolded protein. Gene Ontology annotation, molecular function: misfolded protein binding; ATP-dependent protein folding chaperone; heat shock protein binding. NCBI's taxonomy places the organism in Eukaryota, Heterolobosea, Eutetramitea, Acrasida, Naegleriidae.
AUGAUCACCCCAAUCUUAGUUGGUAUCGAUUAUGGAACUACCAAUACCAAAGCAAGCAUUCGUGAAGAAUACAUCUGUAACCAACCUAAAUGCAUUGAAUUUGUAAGUGGUAAAAACUAUCUUUCAUCAGAGAUUGCCAUCAACAAGAAAGAUAAAUCUUGCAUUGUUGGCUUGGAGGAUGGCGAAUCAACAUAUUACAAGAUUGCCGAAUCCAAACGAUUGAUUGGCAGAGCCUACAAGUCUGUAAUGAAUAAGGAAGAUUUUAGUACAAGACUUGGUUACCAUGUUGCAAAUGUUGAUGGAAUGGCAAACAUUAGAAUCAACUCAACCACAGAUGGUAGCAAUGAUGUUGAAAUUAUUGAUAUCGAUCCAAGAUUAGUUACUGCUGACAUUCUUAAAAAAGUCAAAAAGCAUAUCAUUGAUACCAACAACUAUCCAGAUGAUACAAUUGUUCAAGCUGUGGUUACUGUCCCAGCUAAUUAUGGAUAUAGUCAGAAAUCUGCAACAAUGGAAGCUGCCGAGUUGAGUGGAUUGCAAGUUCUACUGUUAAUCCCAGAACCAACAGCAGCUGCACUUGCUUUCUUAGAUUCCAAGAAAUUCUCUGAUGGUUAUUAUCUUGUAAUUGACUUUGGUGGUGGCACUCUCGAUCUCUCACUUGUCCAUCUGGAAGGUAAGAAAGUCAUUGUAAAGAAAGUGUUUGGUAACAUGUUUUUGGGAGGAGGAGAUGUCGAUCAAGCCAUUGCAGAAGUGUUGAAAACCAAGAUUGACCCAGCACUUGAAAUUCCAGUUCAGAUUGAGAACAUCUUUAGUAAGACUACAGAAAUUGUCAAUUUCAACAAUGCUAUUCUAAAGAAAAAAUCCAAAACACUCAAGGAAAUGCUGAGCGAAGGAACCAACGAAGAAAUUUCUUUGAGUAUUAAUUUGAAAGGUUAUAGUGGUAUGAAAAUUGUCAAUCUGUCAUUUUCCAAACAAGAACUUUGUGCAGUUUUGAAUUCAAAGUUUAGAGAACCUUUUGAAAAGGUCUUGAAAGAAUGUAAGAAUGGAAUGGAGUGUGAAUUAGAUGGUAUUCUCCUUGCUGGUGGCUCAUCUAAACUACCAACCAUUGAAUCUUGGACUAGAAAUGUGUUUGAACAAGUUACAAUUCAUACACAUGCACAUGAUGUUCAAACUCUUGUUGCAAGAGGAGCUUUCUUAGCAGCAGAGUCAAUCAGAAAUGGCACAAAUCAACUAGAGAAUUUGCAAGUGAUGGAAGAAGUAACCGCAACCCAUUUGGGAAUUGAGACAAAGAAUGUGGUGACUGAUAAAGUAGAAUUCACAACAUUAAUUCCAAUGCACAGCCCUUUAAAAACUUCCUUUACAAAGACCUUUACAAACGUUGUUGAUGAUCAAGAGAAAGCGAAAAUUAGAGUAUUGGAAAAUUUGUCAGAAUCUUUUGAAGAUUCUACUGAAAUAUCCAGUUUGGUAAUCAAUAUCAUGAAAAGAAAGAAGGGAGAAACCAAGAUUGAUGUUACUUUUUCUGUUGAUUUGAAUGGUAUCCUUCAGGUUGCCAUUGUAGAACAAGGAAGAGAUUCUGAUAAUAAGCACGAAAUCAAAACUACGUUGACCAAUUUGUGGACUCCUGAACAAAUAGAAGAGUUUCGUAAAAGAAAACAUUUUAGUGUCCAAGAGGUAACUAAGGUUGCAGCACAACAAGUACCAAGCUUGAGUCAAAAUCUUAGUAGUCAAAUUCAAUUUGACCUCUUAGAUGAAUUAUUCAAAGGUCCAAAUAAGCAAGUUCUCAUUUUGGAUACAGGUGCCAAUAAACCAUUAUUAUAAAUCUUCAGU